AUGCUAGCAGCUAACGGGGCCGACGUCAACUAUGUCAACGACAAGGGCAAAACUCCACUGCAAGAGGCAGAGGCUACCGGCAAUCGGAAGAUGGUGGAACUAUUGCUGGAGAGGGGGGCAAAUAGCGACGAGAGGAAAUUAAGCAGACAGAUGCCAAUUGUACGCAGGAAAGAGCGAUCAUUCCGUGAAAUUCACGAAAUGAUGGAAUCUACCAAACCAAAUGUCAAAAGACAUCCCGUACCGAACUCCGUCGGUGAAACCUACACCAAAAGAUCAGGCACGGCUGCGGUCGGUGAAUUAUUCGAGAAAAAGCUGCUGACAAUGGUGCUGUUCCGGUUGCUCCACGAUGACCAGAUCGAAAGCUUCUAUUUGGGGACCAACGUAGACGAAACCGGCGCGUUCGAUGACGUCGUGCUCAGAACCAGUUUUGGCGGUAAAUCCCACGUGUACUGUCUGCAGGCCAAACAUCGGAAAGCGGGAUCUUCUGUGAACUUUAACGAUUUGAUCAACAUGCAGCAGAAUCUGUAUCUUUUGAAGGAAUUUUUGAUCGAUUUGGUGUCUGAAAUUGUUACUAUUUUGUUAGAACAUGGUUGUAAUGUUGACAGUUUAUGUCACGAUGACAAAACACCACUGCACGAAGCUUGUUUAAACUGUAAUUUCGACGUUGCACAGGUUUUGCUAGAAAGAGGAGCAAAUGCUCAUCAUAGAACGAGUGAAAAUGGCUUCUCGCUUUUACACAUUGCUGCACAGAGAAACUGUCCUGAAAUAAUACAAUUAUUGAUUGACAACGGUUUAACCCUUUCGCACGAUGACUUCCAGUGGCGGCACAUUACACCCAAAUUGACUCCCUUGUUCAACCAGGUCGGAUCCCCCUCCCGGAAGAAGCCAAAUCGACCGUUGUCGACGUUCGUCAACUUUGUCGUCCUUCUCCUUCUCAACGAGCCGUGCUCCUCGAAAAAGGCCGGCUCUAUACCUCGAGAUGUCUGUCGUGAGCUGCACAAUUGGCCCUUCUUCGGGCGAUGA
This is a messenger RNA of Culex quinquefasciatus (southern house mosquito), 1023 nucleotides long. RefSeq names its product alpha-latroinsectotoxin-Lt1a. The record is from RefSeq and is a predicted model, not a curated record. Bases 1 to 1023 code for a protein of 340 amino acids. Gene Ontology annotation, molecular function: protein binding. Lineage: Eukaryota; Metazoa; Arthropoda; Insecta; Diptera; Culicidae. The transcript is spliced from 5 exons.